This is a messenger RNA of Micropterus dolomieu (smallmouth bass), 1617 nucleotides long. RefSeq names its product relaxin 1 (gene rln1). The coding region runs from base 290 to 835 and encodes 181 amino acids. Gene Ontology annotation, molecular function: hormone activity. Lineage: Eukaryota; Metazoa; Chordata; Actinopteri; Centrarchiformes; Centrarchidae. The record is from RefSeq and is a predicted model, not a curated record. Gene Ontology annotation, cellular component: extracellular region. The transcript is spliced from 2 exons.
GGAGAGGGUUGGGGUUGAACACAUAAGUUGACGAGUGAACUAGUGACUAGGACUGCAGAGAGUACAAGAAGAGGAGACCAAAGUCUGCUCUGCAACACAAGACAGACAAACAGAAGCAUCUUUUCCAACUUCAGCAUUCAUCUCAACAGGCUGCAACAGAACUCUCCUAAAAUAAACAAACCAGCAGGAUUUGAAACACUGCUCAGAGCUCAGGUGGAACUCAGCUGAACCUCCUGUGCAGCGCAAACCAGCCGGCUCCUUCCGUAAGUUUCAGGACGAGGGGGAAAAAAUGCUCUGGAGGUUGAGUCUUGCCAUGGCUGUGGUGUGUAUCGGUGGCAUGUGCGGCUGUGUGAAGGCUGAUAUGAUGAGCAGGCUGAUCAUGCCGAGGGACUACGGGGUGAAACUGUGCGGGAGAGAGUUCAUCAGAGCAGUCAUUUUCACCUGUGGCGGCUCCCGAUGGAAACGAUCCACAGAAGGGGACUUAGAUCCUUUCCAGUGGAGUUCCCUCAGUGACGUUACAGUGGAGCACAACCAGCAUGCCUGGCAACCUGGCGCAGAGCUCACAGCAGACACCCUCCCUCCUCUCCAUAUUCCCCCCUCUUACUCCCUGGCAGACCUCCUUGCUCUUUACGGGGCCGCAGAAGACAUGCAGCAACAGCUGAGUGACUCGCUGGAGAAGUCUCAGCCAUCCACGGUUUUGGAAGAGCGAGACGGGGACCCAGCGGCAGCCAACUGGCCCAUUUCGAGCAAGAAGAAGAGGAACUUUUCUCUGGGUGUGGCAGGGAAGUGUUGUAGCCAGGGGUGUACUAAAAAUGAUAUCGGACGCUUGUGCUGAGGCAGGGAGGAGAGGAGGGGUGAUGGCAGAGGGGUUGUGACAUGAAGAUGGUGUGAUGAGCUGUAAUGGACAGUGUCCAGUUGUGGAAAGAUGUGUAGGAGGUAAAAUAUGGAGUCUCUUGUGUCUUAUUGCACAGAAUAUACAAAACAGUAAAGACCAACUGAAUUACAAAGACUCAUCACAUCACGCCAACUUCAUGUCUCUCCGUCUCCUUUAUUCUCCUUGCUUGUUUGAUAUUUUGUUUUAAAAAGAAAACCAUGCUCUGUAUGUACCGUUAUGUCACCCUGUCAGCAUCAUUGAGAAUAAAUUUUAAAUACUGUUAAUAUGAAAUGGUGAGCAGUAUCAUAUUGGCUACGACACUUGUUGAUGUGCAUGGAAGGAAAUUUGCAGCAGUAAACAGCAUCUAUAUUCUCUGACUAACCUAUGAUCAUGGCCAAUAGCACACAUUAACGUCAUUUAGGCUGCUGUGAGUUUAUUGCUAGCCUCUGUUCACAACAUUACACCUGCCUGAACGCUUUCUGUCAACACCCCGAGGACACUGCUCCAAAAGAGUGGAUAGAUUUUUUUUUUUACUUUUAACCCUUCGUGAUGCAGCUAAAACAUACCUGCACAAAAACCCAACGAUGGCUUGCUCUAAAUGUAGAAAUGGUUUUCAAAUGUACAAAACUUGACUAGACUUGAAAAAACUUAAGACUCCUUAGCUGUUUGACUGAACUUUAAUGUGAAGCCACACUGAGAUUGACAAGUACAAUUUUCAUGUCUAAUACUACAGUAUGUGUUGU